AGGAUGAGCGCCUAUGCUGACAUCUGCGGGUCCAAGCAUGCACAGGGCAGCACCGAGGGAGGGUACCAACGCUACGGAGUUCGGUCCUACCUGCAUCAGUUUUAUGAGGACUGCACAGCUUCAAUUUGGGAGUAUGAGGAUGAUUUUCAGAUCCAGAGAUCGCCUAGCAGGUGGAACUCUACAUUCUGGAAGGUCGGACUCAUCUCUGGGACGGCUUUUAUGCUGAUAGGUUUAACGGUUCUUGUAGUGGGUUUUAUUGUGCCACCGAAAAUCGAAGCUCUCGGGAAAGAUGAUUUUGUGGUGGUGGAUACCCGUGCCAUUCAGUUUAAUGGGUCCCUUGAUAUAUGCAAGCUGGCGGGAGCAAUCUUGUUUUGCGUCGGAGGGUCCACCGUGGCGGCGUGUCUGCUGAUGUCUGCUUUUGCUAAAAGUUACUCCAAAGAAGAAAAGUACCUCCAGCAAAGAUUUAAAGAGAGAAUAGCCGAUAUAAAAGCCCAUGCAAACCCAGUCACAAAAGCGCCAGCACCGGGAGAAUCAAAGAUACCCGUCACUUUGUCCAAAGUUCAAAACGUCCAACCUUUAUCUGAAACCUGACCCUUUCCCUAGGUUUUGUUUCUCACUUGUAGAUCACUUUAACUAGAAAAUACCAGCUGUUGUUGGCAUACGUGCUAGUCAAUUACAUCGAGUGCUCUGCUGUACAAACACACAGCUGAUGGGGAAGCUGCUCCAAUACAAAUCUAGGAUUGGGAAAAGGGAAAUUAUGUGAUUAGACCUGUGACCAAUAUAUUCGAUGUAUUUGAACAUUUUAAUCUGUGUUGAACCAAUAAGUCCCUGCAACAACGGUGAGGUGUUUAGCUUAUCAGAUCGCAUCCCUGGAAAACACAGGGUGCGUUUACGACAGCUGUACCAGGAACGCCCUACAUCCCACUGUUUAGAUGAGUUGGCUUUUUGUUUAAUUUCCUUCUUGCCUUUAAAAUACGGUUUAGUCUUACUUUCACUGUCUGGUUCUGCUGUCUGGGAAGCCAAGAUUCUGCCCUUGUAAUUUGCACUUGUCCUCCUGUCCCAUGCUACAGCCAGUAUCAAAGUAAUACGGCACAGGUAAAACAUACGUGACAACGAGUGCCCUUAAUUUGAUCCUGGCACACGUUGCUUCCCAGCAACGUUAUGUUCUGGGAAAAGCAAGUUCUAUGUGAUCCCGAGUUACAACUGCCCUGUGCAAAACUGCCACUUUUGUCUUGGUCAUUGCCAAAUUAACAAAAAAUACAAAAUAAAGAAUGCAUAUGGG
Messenger RNA from Egretta garzetta (little egret), 1282 nucleotides. It is a transcript of the gene NRSN1, whose product is annotated as neurensin 1. Gene Ontology annotation, cellular component: neuron projection; neuronal cell body; transport vesicle. The transcript has 2 exons. Gene Ontology annotation, biological process: nervous system development. Lineage: Eukaryota; Metazoa; Chordata; Aves; Pelecaniformes; Ardeidae. The coding region runs from base 4 to 591 and encodes 195 amino acids. The record is from RefSeq and is a predicted model, not a curated record.